Talaromyces proteolyticus is the source of this 1221-nucleotide messenger RNA. RefSeq names its product Alpha/Beta hydrolase protein. Lineage: Eukaryota; Fungi; Ascomycota; Eurotiomycetes; Eurotiales; Trichocomaceae. The transcript has a single exon. Gene Ontology annotation, biological process: epoxide metabolic process. The record is from RefSeq and is a predicted model, not a curated record. The coding region runs from base 1 to 1221 and encodes 406 amino acids. Gene Ontology annotation, molecular function: epoxide hydrolase activity.
AUGGGUUUCCAUGGAUAUAAUGUUCCGCCCCCUAACGCUUCAGAUGCGAUCAAGCCCUGGGAAGUGCAUAUUCCCCAAAAAGACAUCGACGAUCUUGUUGCACUGCUUAAACUCACGCCACUCGCACCGCCUACGUAUGAGAACGCUCUGCCUGAACAGGAUGGAUAUUUGGGUCUUCGACGUGAUUGGAUGGUAGAAACAAAGCGUUAUUGGGAAUCCAGUUUCAAUUGGAGGGAACAAGAGAAAUAUAUCAAUUCUUUCCCUCACUUUAAAGCGUCAAUCCAAGAUCCUGUUGGAGACUUUGAGAUACACUUUGUCGCACUGUUCUCAAAGAAAGCAGAUGCGAUUCCAAUAUUGUUGCUCCACGGCUGGCCAGGAUGUUUUAUUGAAUUUCUCUCGAUCUUGGAUAUGCUUCGAGAGAGGUACACCGCAGAAACACUGCCGUACCAUUUGAUAGUCCCCAGUCUUCCGGGCUAUACUUUCUCAUCUCCGCCGCCCUUGGAUCGAAAUAUCACUUCCGACGAUGCCGCACGAAUCUUUGACAAGUUGACUUCACUUCUCGGUUUUGAGUCGUAUAUAAUUCAAGGUGGUGAUCUCGGGGGCCGUAUAGGUCGAAUAAUUGCAGCUAAUCAUCCCAACUGCAAAGCAAUCCACCUGAAUACCGGUCCCAUGCCACCGCCAGAAGAAGCAGAAGUCAGGAGCCAAAUUAACAAGACUGAAGAGGAAGGCCUACAAAGACACCUUUUCUUCAAGCACAAUGGAAGCGCCUACGCGUGGACCCACGCCACACGCCCCAGCACAAUUGGCUUCGUGCUGUCAAGCAACCCAGUGGCGCUUCUGGCCUGGGUUGGCGAGAAGUUCCUGGACUGGACCGACGACACCCCGCCGCUGGACCUCAUAUUGGUGUCAAUUACGUUAUACUGGGUUACCCACAGCGCGGCGAGUAGCCUAUGGUCCUACCGCCAGUUCUACGGCCCGGAUGCCGAGAGCCACGGCACGAAACGAUGGCAUAUUAAUAAGCCGCUAGGUUUCUCUUGGUUUCCUAAAGAGAUCACGCCUGUCCCGAGGGCGUGGGUCGAGACAACCGGCGACUUGGUUUUCUACCGGCAGCACAAGAAAGGGGGCCAUUUCGCGGCGAUGGAGCAGCCUGAGGCUUUGUGGGCGGAUGUUGAGGAUUUUUUGGGGAUCUUAAAAGAUCGUUUCGCAAUGCGUAGCAUCUAA